Messenger RNA from Erythranthe guttata (spotted monkey flower), 912 nucleotides. RefSeq names its product eukaryotic translation initiation factor. Gene Ontology annotation, cellular component: eukaryotic translation initiation factor 4F complex; cytoplasm. Gene Ontology annotation, biological process: translational initiation. Gene Ontology annotation, molecular function: RNA 7-methylguanosine cap binding; translation initiation factor activity. Lineage: Eukaryota; Viridiplantae; Streptophyta; Magnoliopsida; Lamiales; Phrymaceae. The record is from RefSeq and is a predicted model, not a curated record.
AUCCUUCAAUUCGCAGACAAAUCUCCCUAUUCUCUCUCUCUCUCUCUCUCUCUCUCUCCGUUAACCCUUUUUUUCGGAGAUUUGAUUUUGGUUAAUAUGGCAACUGAGGAGGCGGCUGCAGCAGCAUCAGAAAUUCCGGCGGAGGAGGCGCCCGCGGCGGAGAAGGUGCCGCACAAGCUACAGAGGAAGUGGACCUUUUGGUACGACAAUCUGUCGAAAUCGAAACAGGGCGCCGCGUGGGGCAGUUCUAUGCGCAAGGCCUACACCUUCGACACCGUCGAAGAAUUCUGGUGUUUAUACGACCAGAUAUUUAGACCGAGCAAAUUCCCAACAAAUGCUGAUUUUCACUUGUUCAGAGCGGGAGUUGAGCCCAAAUGGGAAGACCCCGAGUGCGCUAAUGGCGGCAAGUGGGCCGUUAAUUGCAGCAAAAAUGUCAACAUGGAUAACAUGUGGCUUGAAACUUUAAUGGCUCUAAUUGGAGAGCAGUUUGACGAGGCCGAUGAGAUAUGCGGAGUGGUUGCCAGCUUGCGCCAAAGGCAAGAUAAAAUCUCAUUGUGGACCAAAACUGCAGCCAAUGAAGCAGUUCAGAUGGGCGUUGGGAGGAAGUGGAAAGAGAUCAUUGACGUCACCGAUAAGAUUUAUUACAGCUUCCAUGAUGAUUCCAAAAGCCAAAAGGGAGGAAGCAAAGGUCGAUACGGUGUGUGAACAAAGAUCCCGAUGUAUAUCGACGAGCAUGUUUCUGGUCUAUUUUCCAAACCUUGGUGUCAAUUUCAUUUACAUUUUGUCUCAGUAUUUUACCUCUAUGGUGGUUGUUUUCAUCAUACAUUGAGUUAGUUUAUGUAAUCUCAGCACUUUUCAAGAUUGUCUCGAGCACCGUUUUCUUGUCGAAUUCUUUGAAAAAAAAAAAAUUAA